AGGAUCCAGAGCAGUAGGUAAACAUUAGCUUACUGCAGGAGAGGAGACAAGCAAAGGAGAUACAGAUAUCCCUCCACCAUGGAUCUGGUCGAGGACUACGAUUACUAUGACAACCUAACCCUGAACUACAGCUAUGAGGACUACCACACUGUGUGUGAAAAGGCUGAAGUGCGCUCCUUUGCUGGACUCUUCCUCCCUGUGGUGUACUCAGUCUGUGUGGUGGUUGGGCUAGCCGGGAACUCCCUGGUGCUAUCCGUCUACGCCUACCAUAAACGUCUGAGGAGAACCAUGAUGGACGCCUUCCUAGUCCACCUGGCCAUAGCCGACCUCCUUCUCCUCCUCACCCUGCCCUUCUGGGCUGCGGACGCGGCGCAGGGCUGGGAGCUGGGCCUGCCUCUCUGUAAGCUGGUCUCUGCCUGCUACACCAUCAACUUCACCUGCUGCAUGCUGCUGCUUGCCUGUGUUAGCAUGGACCGCUACCUAGCAUCUAUUAGAGCGGAGGGAAGGAACCAGGGAAGGCUAGGCAGGGUCUUCACCCGGGCUCACUGUGGGAAAGUCUGCCUGGGGGUGUGGGCUGUGGCUUUCCUCCUGGGUCUUCCAGACCUGCUGUUCUCCACGGUGAGCGAGACCUCCGGGAGAAGGGUCUGUUUGGCUGUCUACCCACCCAGUCUGGCCCAGGAGGUCAAGGCCAGCCUAGAGAUGGUGGAGGUGCUGUUGGGGUUCCUGGUGCCGCUCCUGGUGAUGGCGUGGUGUUACUUCAACGUUGGGCGUGUGUUGGGGCGACUCCCAGUGGAGAGUAGGGGGAGGAGGCUGAGCGCUAUCCGGGUGUUACUGGUCGUGGUGGGGGUGUUCGUGGUCACCCAGCUGCCCUACAACGCUGUGAAGAUGUGCCGGGCGAUGGACUCUGCCUACACGCUGGUGACCCACUGCGGUGUGAGUAAGGCCCUGGACCGGGCGGCACAGGUCACUGAGAGCCUGGCUCUGACCCACUGCUGUCUCAACCCACUACUCUACGCCUUCCUAGGGUCCUCCUUAGGAAAGCAUGUACUGAAAGCAGCCAAGGCGUUUGGAGAAAGGACAAGGAGAAGGGAGGAGCAAGCUGUGGAGAUGUCCUUCAACAACUCUCAUGCCGCCUCACAGGAGACUAGUGCCUUUUCCAUAUGAGACAGAGACAGAGACAGAGACAGAGAGAGGGAGAGAGAG
This is a messenger RNA of Salvelinus sp. IW2-2015, 1203 nucleotides long. RefSeq names its product atypical chemokine receptor 4-like. Gene Ontology annotation, cellular component: external side of plasma membrane; membrane. Gene Ontology annotation, molecular function: C-C chemokine binding; C-C chemokine receptor activity; scavenger receptor activity. The record is from RefSeq and is a predicted model, not a curated record. NCBI's taxonomy places the organism in Eukaryota, Metazoa, Chordata, Actinopteri, Salmoniformes, Salmonidae. Gene Ontology annotation, biological process: G protein-coupled receptor signaling pathway; calcium-mediated signaling; positive regulation of cytosolic calcium ion concentration.